AAAAAUAUUUAUUUAUAUAUGUGUAUACAAUUUAUAAAGGUAUAUUUAUAUCUUUUUUUUUUAUGUUUAAACGAAACACAGGUAAAAAAGUGCACGAGUGAAUUACUAAAGCAGGAACUUUAUAUACUCCUUUAUAUACACUUGCCACUUUGUGUAUUUUAAGCUAUUAUAGUUAUACACAAAUAAUAGUUUAUAAAAUAAACAGGCUUUAAGAAAGCUGACAAAUAUGCAUCACAUAGCUUCUACAUAAAACAAAAAAGCUAGACUUGUUUACAUGUAAUAUUCUAG
Messenger RNA from Cokeromyces recurvatus, 288 nucleotides. RefSeq lists its product as uncharacterized. The transcript has 2 exons. NCBI's taxonomy places the organism in Eukaryota, Fungi, Mucoromycota, Mucoromycetes, Mucorales, Mucoraceae. The annotation marks the transcript as partial. The record is from RefSeq and is a predicted model, not a curated record.